Messenger RNA from Mesocestoides corti, 708 nucleotides. Lineage: Eukaryota; Metazoa; Platyhelminthes; Cestoda; Cyclophyllidea; Mesocestoididae. The record is from the annotation of a GenBank genome assembly.
AUGGUGAUAACUUUCCAAAAAAAAGUCAAUCUCUCCCAAGACCGUGCAAACCAAAUUGUCCACAAAAAAGGCAUAGACGUCCGUGCAACUCCCUACAGCGCUCCUACGAUGCUAACACCAGGAGCCCCACUCCACUGCGCGCUUCAAGCUCUGCCGGGUGCAGGUCCCCAGUCGGAUUCCACAGAAAAGACUCGAAUUACCAAAUUGAAGGUAGAAACCAAAGUUCUGCUGAUAGACAAGGAAAUUUUCCCGUUCGAGAGUCGGCGCUGCGUAAGAGAAAUUUUGGAGGAGUCUAGUGACGACGAUAGGCGCAAACGAAUAGCCAAAGCAGCCCUAAAAGACCGGCGUCUAAUUAAGGUGGAACUGUCGACCGGUUGCAAAAUCGAGCUCGGAGGGCUCACUGGCGCUGAGAACUGCUUUAGGGGGUUGCCGCGCCGCCGCCUCAACAUAACUGGCCCCUCGUACGUCAAAAUUGUGCACGCCUUGACUAUGCUCGAAGAAUUCUUCCCUCGACUCAUGCGCGACAUCAUCUGCCCGUACCCCCUGCCCGCGGGGACAACAACCAAAUACGAGACCGUAAAUAGGAUGGCUAGCACAGCUUACUACCACAUUAACCACCAGAUCGGCGGCACUGGGUUGCGAGGCCAACUAAACGACCGACCAUUCUUGACAUGCAAACAACUGCGAGAGACCCUCCAAGGUGAUUGA